AUGCUGUAUGCGAGGUUUCCCGAAAUUCGGAACGACGAUCGCGACCACGCGCAUUACCUCGAUCCGCAGAACCGCGCGCGCGCGGAAGUCGGCUCCCCCGCGAUUGUGUGGGACGCGGAGCUGCAGGCGCAGGCGGAGCGACUGGCGGAGUACCUUGCGCAAAAGGAGGGAUGCGCGGUGCGGCGGAUGAAGGAAGUCAGCGGCGGGGUCAACUUGCGCUGGGCGGCGGAAAGCUGGGGGGUGCCCGCGGAAGCGGAAUCGGCGGUGGCGGAGUGGGUGCGCGAAAAGGCGCACUACCGCCUGGAAGCGUUCCCCGCGGGGUGCGCGGAGGGUAGGGAUUGCACGCACUACACGCAGGUGGUGUGGAAGAAGACGGAGCGCGUCGGGUCACAGGGAAGGACUUGCUGUUUUGGAGUGAGGGGAAGGAAGGGGGAAAAUGGGGGAAGUGAUGGGGAGGGCAAGGGGGGAGGGGGUAACAGGGAUAAUAGGCAGGACAGGGAGGGGAGAAGGGGUGAUGAUGGUACCUGGCCUCUUGUGCAUGCACACCUGUGA
This is a messenger RNA of Closterium sp. NIES-65, 552 nucleotides long. NCBI's taxonomy places the organism in Eukaryota, Viridiplantae, Streptophyta, Zygnematophyceae, Desmidiales, Closteriaceae. The record is from the annotation of a GenBank genome assembly.